AAGAAGCCCCUUUGAAAAAAUGCACACACAUUUUUCAGAGCUAAGGCAGACACAGACAGUAACCUGGAGGUGGGGCGGGAGUGCGACAGCAUCACAGCUGCACUUCUGCAAAGAUUCAAGUUGGGAAAACAGAGCGAGAUGCAGAGUGAGAAAUGCAAGCCCAUCACUAGCAUAUUGAUGGGGGAAGUCCUUAAGACCAUGCAAAGCCUGAUGGUUUCCUAUAUUUCUGAGAGGAGUGCCUUGAACUGCUGAGCACAGCCGGCAGGGAUUCCUAAGCACAUUUUGGAGCAGCACGCUGCCGUGUGGAUGGUGUGGUCCAGAUCUUGGGCACUUCAGCCAGCCGUCCCAUGGAUGUGUAUGACAUUCCACCGUCAAGGAAGAUGUCUGUUCCAAAACUCCAGAUUGGAGAACUGCUGGACAGUGCUGGUGAAGAGACUGGAGGUGGCCCACCGCCUGAUGACCACCUGAGGAAUCUGAAAGCUCUGACGGAGAAACUGAGGCUAGAGACGAGACGGCCUUCCUAUCUGGAGUGGAAGGCCAAGCUAGAGGGAUUGGCAUGGAAGAGCCACCCCAAACCUCCUGAGGAAGAUGAAGAGGGCAGCCCCGAUGAGGAGCCCCUGAAGGAAAACGUUCCUUCAGGAGAGGUGCAGCCACACAUCAACGGCAGCUCUUCCAAAGAGCAAGUGAUGCUGGCACCGGGGAAAAGCAGAGGAUUUAAAAAUAUCGAUGAAGCUUUAUGUUGGCUCAGAAAAGAACUGAUGGAAAUGCGUCUUCAGGACCAGCAGCUAGCCCGGCAGCUCAUGCGCCUGCGCAGCGACAUCAACAAGCUGAAGAUCGAGCAGACCUGCCACCUCCACCGGCGCAUGCUCAACGAUGCCACCUACGAGCUGGAGGAGAGGGACGAGCUCUCGGACCUCCUCUGCGACUUCCCUCUGACCUCCUCCUUCAGCCUCUCCACCCCGCUCAAGCUCAUCGGCGUGACCAAAAUGAACAUCAACUCUCGCCGCUUCUCACUUUGCUAAGAGGAAGGGGUUGGGUGCCCAAGUGGGUCUGGUGGGAGAAGCACAUGCGAGAGAGGAGGAGAGGGCUCCCCCCAUUCCUUUGCCUGGUGGGGAAGCACAGGAGGGUAUAGAGACUGAAGUGGGGAGGCAGAGUGGGACCCACAACUGCUCUUCCAGUGAGCCAAGAUGGCGGGUCAAGUGGGGUGGUGAAGAUGGCAUCCCAGGGUGCUUUGCAGUAAGGGUGAAAAGUGAGGACAACUUGGCAUGCCUCAUGGGUGGAAGCUAGAGGCCACCUUAGGUCAACACUUGGGCAGCAACAUUCAAGCCCCGUGGCCAGAUUGAAGGUGUAAAGAAAGAACCAUUCUGGGAGUUGGGAGCUCCAAAAUUCAGGACAGAGUCAGAGAAUCACAGCUGCCCUUUGGAAAAGGGCCUUUGGCCAAAAAGGGCCUUUGGCUGACUCCAGAUUGGACCAAUCAUGGAGCAGGGGAAGGAAUGAGAGAGUCAGGUAGCUAUUAUGAAGUCACUGUCCAAUUGUGAGGGCCCUCCAGAGCAGUGUUUCCUGUAACAGGGUUCCCCAGCUGUUGUUGACUACAACUCCCAGCAUCCCCCAGCGGCAAUGACCUUUGGGAACCCCUUUCCAUGAGGGAUGGAAAGGGAGACAGUGGAUAUGGACUGACAUGCUACACAAUGUUCUGUGUGCCUUUUUGUGAAAUGUGUGUGUGUGUAGUUGUGCAAGAGCGCUCCUGUGCAAAUGCACAAGGUUGUGCAAAUGGAGUGGGGCAACCAUUGUGCAACUGCAUUCCUGCAUUUGCACAAAAGUGCCCUUGUACAACUGUGUGCACAUUUCAUUAAAAGAACAUUGCACAGUAUGUCAGCCACUGUAGGUUAACACACCUUUUCAGAUCAUUAUUGCCUGUAGAUUUAGACAUCCUUGAGGUGCCAGGCUUUUUAGAUCCUGUCGUUGGCUUGUUGCAAUGCCUUAGGCCAGCAGUUGCUGACCCUGCAUCCCCAAAGGCUGUUGGACUACAACUCUCAUCAUCCCCAGCUGCCAUGGCCUGCCAGCUGUCAUCCAAUAUCAUCUGGGGAUGCAAUUUGGAAAGCUCUGCCUGUGUAUGGACUGUACCACUUCAGACCAUGGAUGGGAGUUGACAUGAAGCCAUGAUCCUCCAUUCAUGGCACACAGACCAAUAAUAUAUCAGGGCGAGGAGUUCACCCUGGCCUUAACUAGCUUUCCUGGUGGGGUGAAUGUUUUAUGGAGGGGCAUCCAGCCAUGUGAACCCCCACCUGCAAUCAGAAGUGGUACAGUCUAGACACAGGUUCACCCCCUCAGGGAGAAGUAGGCCCAGAGGUUUGGCAUAAUGCUCUCACCACCCUUAAGGAAGCCUAAUGCAAACUACCUAAAUAAACACAAGGAAUCCCGAUAAUCUAAUGAAGAUGAUUGGCAGCAGAUUCAGGAUAAAGGAAAGGAAGCCGUUCUUCUUGCAGUGCACAAGUAAUCUGCUACAGCAGCAGUCCCCAGAUGUUGUUGGACUACCACUUCCAUCAUCCCUAGCCACAGUGGAUGAUGGGAGUCGUAGUCUCACAACAUCUGGGGACCCGACUUUUAAACCCCCUGGACUACGAGGUAGUGAGAUUGUCCCCUUGACUUAAUCAGGGUCCAACAAGGAUUAAAUCGCUCAUGGAGAAUAGGUCUAGCAAUAGCUCUGGGCAACCCGAAAGAGCUUUACUGAGCCUGUUUGCCGAUUUCCAGAUGUUGGUGGCAAGCCUCAGAAGACAGCGGCUCUGCUUGUGAACUUCUGGGAGGUGACAGAGUGCUGAAUGGGAUGUGGGAAAGCCACCUGAGAAAACCCUCCAAACUUUCUCCUUGGGAGCAGGGGCAUAGCUAGGGGAGAAGGGGCCUGUGUUCAUCCCUCUCUCUGGCAGCCCCCCCCCAGAGUGAGGGAGAUAAUGAAGACAAUAGGGAGGGAGGGAGCUGGGGGCCCGUGUUCUUUGAACCCUUUCGCUCAGUUAUAGCUAUGCCCCUGCUUGGGAGGAACUCUGAAAUGUGGAGAGAGCUUCGGUGUCUCCUUGGAGAAGCCGGGAAAUGCAGAGCGGCUUGACACUUGGGAGAAAUUUCUCCGCCGCCCUGAAGUCCAGCACAGCAGCUUGUACAGACUUAAUUCCCAAGACCUGUGCCUGGUGUCAGGCCCCACAAAGCAUGAGCUGGGCCACACAUCUCAAACACCACCACACUGGCACACUCCUGCAGCGUUUCUAAGGAUGCCACCCACCAGGGGCAGACUAAGGCAUUGCAGAGCCUGAGAGGAGAUGCCAGCUGCUUCCUUGCCCCAGGUGUGGGCCCGCCCCCUUUCCAAACCCUGCCAGCUUUGAGAGUCCAUGGGGGGCAGGAGAGAGGGCAGGUUGCCAGCAGCCUCCUCUUCUCUCCUUGUGCUUCUUGCCAGCUUUGUAAGGAGCAUGAGGAGAGUCUGCAGGGAUCAGGUUGGCUCCAAAGAGCUGCUCCAGUGGUGGCCGCUGGGCAUCUGCCCUGCCCCCGACCAGCGCCAUCACCAUCAUCCCAUGAAACCGAUUGCUAGGAGGUUUAAGACUGAGAAAAGGAAGCUCCCCCACCCCCACACAGCGCAUAAUUAACCUAUGGAAUUCUCUGCCACAGGAUAUGGUGACAGCCCCCAGUCUGGACGGCUUUAAGAGGGGCUUGACAAAUUCAUGGAAGACAGGUCUAGCAAGGGCUACUAGUCUGGUGGCUACAGGCCACCUCCAGCCUUCGAGGCAAGAUGCCUCUCAAUAGCAGUUGCAGGGGAGCAACGGCAAGAGGGGGGCAAGGCCUCACCCUCUGCCUGUGGGCUCCUUGAAGGCAUCUGGUGGGCCACUGUGUGAAACAGGACGCUGGGCUAGAGAGGCCUUGGGCCUGAUCCAGCAGGGCUGUUUUUGUGUUCUGAUAAUCUGCCACCUGAAUCACCUGCCUCAUGAAAGGGCCGCCUCUGCCAGACACCUGACCGGACACAAAAUGGCCUGGCUGGUAUGUCUCCCAAGUCAGUUGUCAGAAAAGGGGGGAAUUCCAUCUUGGUCCCCCAAGCACCACCACCGGCCAAGUUUUAAGCUGUAUACCUCAGAUGAAGAGGCAGCUUUUGUACCAGGCUGUGUCUCCACACUCAGAUCCACCCUAGCCUCUGCCCCCCAAGCCAGAUACCUUCAGCUGCAGGCUCCACCCAGGCCCCAGAGGGUUGGUUUUAGGAGCAGGAGACCUGAGCAGCCCAUGUCCACUUCUGCCCCGCAGCCGCCCGGCUAGUGCCGCGUCCAUCACUUGGCUUCCAGGGUCACCCUCCCAGGCUCUGCCAACCGGCACCUGCCCAAGCCAAGUUCCUGUUAUAAGAAGAAAAAUGGAGUGUACACUUACGGAGCAAAGCGGCCAAAGGAUACUGUGCUAAGUCAGGGCUCUCAGAUCUGGCUCCUUCAGGCUGGGGAUGUUGGGAGUUGUAGUCCAACAACCUAUGGCGACCCACGUUUGAGAACGUGUUUGUUAAGGCCGAAGUGCAUUCUGUUGGCCAGGGGCAUUGACAACACUGGAUACGUGCCUCGGAUGAAUUACGUCGUGCCUCCACACUGUUUGACACUGGUGGCUUCAAAAAGUGGGAGAGAGCACGGGUUUCCUUUAGACAGCAUGAAGAGGUUUAAUUCUGAAAAUUGGGGAGAGGGCUGUAAGCUGAAGCCAGGCCCUAUGGGCCCCCGAUCUUUUAAGUACCUAAACACACCUCUGAUGUGUGUUUACACACCACCUAGCCAGUCUCCUGUCAACAAGGUUUGCCCAUCACUAUUAACUCACCCCACCGAAGCACCAGAUAACUAUCCGCACUCACCCUUGCCAAUGCUCCUUUCUUGAGCAGUAGCUUUCCUGAACACCUACACUUUUCUUAGGACACUGCAAGAGGGCAAUACCCCAAAGGUUUGGAUCUGACCCUUCAGAUACAUUGAGAGGUGGGUCUCAUGAUCAGUGAGACCCACUUUGUCUGGGUUCAGAAAAGAGAGACCCUCGAGAGACCCUCGAGCCAGGAGGCUGCUUUUAAGCCUCCCGGCCGGGGGGGUCUACUCAUGAGUAGCCAUGGCACAGAGCCGCAUUGCGGCUACUCACAAUUUUAAAAACUGGAUCUGCGGAGCAGUCGCUCUGCAAACCCGGUUUAAGGGGCGAGCGACUUGAGUGGGUUACCCGCUCAGGAACCACCAGGCUUGCAGCCAAGCCCGAUUUUCUACAAUCAUGUGAAUAGCCUCUGAUUUUUCUUUGCGCUGAAGAUUGCAUUGCUGUUUAUUUUAUGUUUCUGGUGAGGAGGGGUGGGGACGCUGGACAAAUUGUUCAUAAUAACACUCGACAGUGGAAAAUUCAUGUCAACUUCCUUCUUCUUCAAAAAAAUCAAAUCCAUCUCAGCUGGUCUUGCAUUUGCACAAAUGCACCUGUGAUUAGGCGCACAGUGUGUUUGUUGACAUAUUCACAGCAUUUCUUUUUAAUGGCAUUUAGCUUUCCCACUCAGAUCAGUGAUUUAAUGUUUUUGUUUUUAAUGUUGGAGGGAUGGAGGAGAGUCUGAAAUGAAAAGUUCAAUAAAGGAUGGGGGAAAGUUA
Hemicordylus capensis (graceful crag lizard) is the source of this 5609-nucleotide messenger RNA. It is a transcript of the gene FAM167A, whose product is annotated as family with sequence similarity 167 member A. NCBI's taxonomy places the organism in Eukaryota, Metazoa, Chordata, Lepidosauria, Squamata, Cordylidae. The coding region runs from base 348 to 1022 and encodes 224 amino acids. The record is from RefSeq and is a predicted model, not a curated record. The transcript has 3 exons.